AUGCCUUUAAUGAUGAAGGUGCGUGAAGGUGGAGAGAGCAGUGGAAGUAAAACGAGUGUUGGAGGAGUUGGAGCACCGGCAACGUUUAUCUUGGAGAUAGUCAAACAACUGGACAAACAACUGCCUAACUUGACAAAUGUAUUUCAAUUGGAAAGUGUUAAAGCAAGCGUGAAUGCAAAUUUGAGGCAAUUUCAUGCAAAUCAAGAGAUCAAUUCUAUUGCUUAUCCGUUUAUAGAUGCAUUUGGCGCAGAAGUCAGAUAUCGUGGGUCGUUGAAAGUCAGAAAGUAUUUGAUUGAACAACAAGGAUUUAAAGAAUUAAAUGAUAAAAAUCAAAAUAUUGAAGAAUUUGCCGUAAACUUUUUGUUCAAUACAGGUGUUGUCGAUGUCGUUCUAAUGGGAAUGACGCGAGAAAGAUAUGUCGAUUUCGGAAGAAAAAUGUUAAAAACGUUAUCAGAACAAAAAGAUAAAAAAAAUUAG
Messenger RNA from Entrophospora sp. SA101, 477 nucleotides. The record is from the annotation of a GenBank genome assembly. Lineage: Eukaryota; Fungi; Glomeromycota; Glomeromycetes; Entrophosporales; Entrophosporaceae.